Messenger RNA from Aspergillus steynii IBT 23096, 842 nucleotides. RefSeq names its product class I SAM-dependent DNA methyltransferase. Bases 105 to 842 code for a protein of 245 amino acids. The transcript has a single exon. NCBI's taxonomy places the organism in Eukaryota, Fungi, Ascomycota, Eurotiomycetes, Eurotiales, Aspergillaceae. The record is from RefSeq and is a predicted model, not a curated record.
UUUUCAAUCAAUUGACAUUGACCCAAUCACUCCACCUAGCAUUCGCCAGGGAUACUAUUCCCAUACUCCAUACACAGACCUACACAAUACACUACACAAACACAAUGACCGAACCCAACCCCACCAGCACCGCCCGCUUCAACGAAGAAGCCACAACCUGGGACACCAACCCAUCCGUCCAAGAAGCCACACGCCUAGCAUUCGCAGCCCUAGAACCUAUCAUACGUCACCGAUCAACAGAAAGCAACACCAACACCGGAGUCUCCGUCCUCGAAAUCGGCUGCGGAACGGGCCUCCUAACGACGCGCGUGGCGCCGCUAGUCGACUCCAUCGUGGCGAUCGAUACAGCGCCAGGCAUGAUAGCGAUGCUGGAGGCGAAGAUCGCGCAGAGCCCGGCGGCCGCGAACGUGAUCCCGCUUUGUAAGUUGCUCGUCGAUCCAGAGGAUGAGGUCCUCCCUGCGAUGGAUCGGCGUGAUCCCUCGGGCCCGAGGCAGAAGUUUGAUCUCGUGUUGUCGCAUCUCGUGAUGCACCAUGUUCCGGAUCUGAGGGCGUUUGUGGGGACGGUGUUCGGGUGUUUGAAGCCCGGGGGUCGGGUGGCGUUGACGGAUUACGAGGAUUUUGGACCCGAGGCGAUUAAGUUCCAUCCGAGGGCGAAGCUGGAGGGGGUGGAGAGGCAUGGGAUCCAGAGGGAGUGGAUGGAGGGGUUGAUGAGGGAGGUUGGCUUUCGGGAUGUGAAGGUGCAGGUUGGAUGGGGGUUGGAGAAGAAGGUGACGGGGUGGGAGAGCGAGGAGGAGGGGAGGAUCAUGGUGUUUCCGUUCUUGGUCUGUGAGGGAGUGAGGUGA